GGGCCCAGGCCUAUUGGCGCGCCGCCCAUGUCAAGUGGGGCAUCGAGGCGCGGCGCCCUCUGGCGCCCACCGCGCAGCCGGCGCGCAGCCGGCGCGAGGGCGGCACCCGCGCAAGCGCGCGCGCGCGGGCCGAUCGACCCUGCUCGCGCGCAGUUUGGCCG
Monoraphidium neglectum is the source of this 161-nucleotide messenger RNA. RefSeq lists its product as hypothetical. The annotation marks the transcript as partial. Lineage: Eukaryota; Viridiplantae; Chlorophyta; Chlorophyceae; Sphaeropleales; Selenastraceae. The record is from RefSeq and is a predicted model, not a curated record. The transcript has a single exon.